CGUGUAUUAACCAGCCCACGGAAUCCUGUAGGUACGUCCGAAUACGUAGUACGAAGUAACUACGAAUACCUCGACUUCAGAACUGUACCUUACGAAGUGCCAUGUAUUUCGCAGACUUGGCAGGGCAGCAAGUCACCCCCCCGCAAAUCUCCAUACCAGCCAAGCCGCCGGUGGGAACGCGAAGGAAAGUAGACAGGGGAGAAAGUGAGAAAGGGAGGGAAAUGGUAGGUAUUGUAUUGUUGGCGACCCGCCCUCCUGUUUGUUCGUGAUAUCCAUA
Molecule: messenger RNA, 277 nt
Organism: Sodiomyces alkalinus F11
Lineage: Eukaryota; Fungi; Ascomycota; Sordariomycetes; Glomerellales; Plectosphaerellaceae
Exons: 1
Coding region: 102-269 (55 amino acids)
Source: RefSeq, a predicted model, not a curated record